Messenger RNA from Osmia lignaria (orchard mason bee), 2230 nucleotides. It is a transcript of the gene HisRS, whose product is annotated as histidine--tRNA ligase. Gene Ontology annotation, cellular component: mitochondrion; cytosol. Lineage: Eukaryota; Metazoa; Arthropoda; Insecta; Hymenoptera; Megachilidae. The record is from RefSeq and is a predicted model, not a curated record. Gene Ontology annotation, molecular function: histidine-tRNA ligase activity; ATP binding; RNA binding. Gene Ontology annotation, biological process: histidyl-tRNA aminoacylation; mitochondrial translation.
AAUUAAACCAAUUUCACACACGAGUAGGGGAAAAAGGCUUUCGGCAUAGAAAACCCCUUAUUACAUCUACAUUGGCACAAUUACUCAAUGAGAAAUACGAGCAAUGAGUGCUUCGCGAGUAGCAAAUCCAUCAAUGCCAUCAAGAUUUUCCACGUUUCCUGAUAAUUAUUCUCCAUCUUCGUUUCGGUCUCAAAAUUCGGUCUUUACUAUAUGUACAACUGACAGUUGCAUCAUUCGUAUGUUUGUGCUUCGCAACAGUGAUGCCGCGUUGUGUGGAACGUUUGGGAUUGGACUUGAACGAGGAAAGACUGAGGUACGCGCGAUGGCUGACGAAAUCAAAGAAAGACAAUUGGACCGAGUAAAAGAAGAAGUGGUUGUGCGAAAACUAAAAACCAUAAAAGUCGACGAUAUCAAGGAUUUCACGAAUUCUUGGGAUAUAGUAACAGAGUUGAAAAAUAUAAACAACGAUUUUGCGGAUAUCAGUUACGUAUAUGGCUGGGUACCUACCACAAAAGAUGCGAUUCUUUUUGAUUUUUGUGUCAUCUUUGGUGAUCAGCUUUCAAUGUGGCCACACUUGCAAAGAUGGUUCAACCAUAUCAAAAGCUUUAGCCAAGUUGAACGCUUAGCCUUUCCUGAUCCGAAAGGACCUGCCACUUUGUUGGCAAACAGGGUUGAUUCCAUAAACAACCUUUGUCUUUCUGAUCAUAGUAAGAUAAACCGAAAGAUAGCAGAGGAGAUUGAGAAAUUGUCGGAGGUGAAAAUUGAAUCCGAGGCAGAAAAGAAUGCUGCACCGUCAAAGGUUAUUCUGAAAACGCCGAAAGGUACAAGGGAUUACGGUCCUGAACAGAUGACGCUACGGCUUGGAGUAUUGGAUAAAAUAAUAACAGUAUUUAAAAGACACGGCGCGGAGACUGUAGAUACACCUGUCUUUGAAUUAAAGGAAAUUUUAACAGGAAAAUAUGGAGAAGAUUCGAAACUAAUUUAUGACUUAAAGGACCAAGGUGGAGAAAUCUUGUCCCUCAGAUACGAUUUGACUGUACCUUUUGCUAGGUAUUUGGCUAUGAAUAAAAUUUCUUCCAUCAAGAGAUAUCACAUAGCAAAAGUUUAUCGACGGGACAAUCCGGCCACGACAAAGGGUAGAUACAGAGAAUUCUAUCAGUGCGAUUUCGACAUAGCCGGCCAAUACGAUCCGAUGAUACCUGACGCCGAAUGCAUUCGUAUUGUAUCUGAAGCGCUACAGUCGUUGAAUAUAGGACCUUAUGCGAUCAAAUUGAACCAUAGAUCGUUACUGGACGGUAUAUUUUCUGCGUGUGGUGUUUCGAACGAUAAGUUUCGUGGUGUCUGUUCCGCGAUCGAUAAACUCGACAAAACUCCAUGGCUAGAAGUGAGGAAGGAAUUAGUGGAAGAAAAAGGGUUGGACGAAUCGAUUGCUGAAAGAAUUGGAACGUACGUAUCGCGGUCCGGUGGAGUGGAACUUAUCGAUGAACUGAAAAACGACACGGCUCUGAUGAAACACGAAUCCGCGGUGAAAGGCUUGGAAUCUAUGGAACUGUUGUUCAAGUAUUGCAACAUUUUCCAAGUACAGGACAAAGUAAGAUUUGAUCUCAGUCUCGCCAGAGGGCUCGAUUAUUAUACGGGUGUAAUAUUCGAAGCAAUAUUGACCGGUGGCGACGGCGUUGGCGUUGGUAGCGUUGCAGGCGGUGGACGUUACGACAAUUUGGUGGGGAUGUUUGACAUUAAGAAAAGGUCGGUUCCGUGUGUUGGUCUAUCGUUAGGCGUGGAACGCAUCUUCAGCGUCCUGGAAGCAAAGUUGAAUCGCGAUGGUUUAAAGACACGUACUACAGAAGUCCAAGUGUUUGUGGCAAGUGCGCAAAAGAAUCUACACGAGGAAAGGAUGCGAAUUUUAUCUACCUUUUGGGAUGCUGGAUUCAAGGUUGAGCAUUCGUACAAAAAGAAUCCAAAAUUAUUGGGGCAGUUACAGCACUGCGAAGAGAACGAUAUACCGUUAGCUGUAAUAAUCGGUGAAGGAGAAUUGGCAAGGGGUGAAGUUACUUUGAGAGAUGUUGCGUCUCGCAGAGAGGUUUCAGUUUCUCGAACAAAUUUAAUCGAAGAGAUAAGAAAAAGGCUAGAAAGCGUAUAGACGCGUCUUUGUAAUUUAAAUGAUUUUUUUAAUUUAUUAUAUAGAAUAGCUGAAAAUAAAAAUUGCAUUCUUUCGCAUCUUUAAUAAAAA